Messenger RNA from Temnothorax curvispinosus, 4120 nucleotides. Its product is annotated as synaptotagmin-10-like. Gene Ontology annotation, molecular function: phosphatidylserine binding; clathrin binding; SNARE binding. The transcript has 10 exons. Gene Ontology annotation, biological process: cellular response to calcium ion; regulation of dopamine secretion; regulation of calcium ion-dependent exocytosis. The record is from RefSeq and is a predicted model, not a curated record. Gene Ontology annotation, cellular component: membrane. Bases 138 to 1592 code for a protein of 484 amino acids. Lineage: Eukaryota; Metazoa; Arthropoda; Insecta; Hymenoptera; Formicidae.
GCGCCGAGCAUUCCGGCGACGCCAGACAACGCGGCACAAUCGAGACGAGAUAAUCGCUGUGGAACGGAGCUUUAAACUACCCCCGUGGCUAUCCACCUACACAGUCGGUCCGCAGCGUUCGAUCGUGCAUCGACGAUAUGGGAGUUGUGAAGACGGCGUCGGAGAGCAUCCUCGAGGAGACCGUGGUGCCGAGCGAGGAAGCGAAUUAUUCGCAACAGGGUUACGCCGAGGAAUGGAGCGAGAAUUUCCCCUAUCAGCUUUUGAUAGCGGGAGGGGUGGCCCUAGUUGGCCUGGUCCUUCUGGCGGCGGUGAGCUUCCAAUGCUCUUCCACUUGGCGAUGGUUGAUGAGCAUGACUCGACAUGAGAAUAUCGAGAAUACAGAGACUGAUCAGCUUCAGCAAAAUGCGAUUCGCAUCAGCCAUUCUCUCCCGGACCUCCAAUCAGAGCCGAUUACCCAUGAAUACGUUCAAGAACAGAAAGAGAAUAAAAAGGUGCUGCGUCAAACCACUCUGCCCAUCGUGCCAAUGAGACAUCAAAGCUUCCAACGUCAAUUAUCGCAUCGACUUGAUCUGCCUAACAUUAAAUUCAGUAUUUGCAGCUUGGAAAAUCGCAGCGACUCCAGCCUUGGUCUUAUCAAGCCGGAGUUGUAUAAGAAAGAGCUCGUGAGACAAGAGAGCGCGGAGAGCUCCAGUACAACAGAAAUGGAAUACGCUGGAAAAUUACAUUUUGCUCUUCGCUAUGACAAGGAAAUCGAAGGUCUUGUUGUCAAAGUUUUGGAAGCUCGCGAAUUGCCGAUAAAGGAUGUAACGGGCAGCAGUGAUCCGUACGUCAAGGUAUACCUGUUGCCAGAUAGGAAAAAGAAGUUUCAGACAAAAGUACAUCGAAAAAAUUUGAACCCGAUAUUCAAUGAAACGUUUAUUUUUAGCGUAUCAUAUGAAGAACUGAGGGAACGUUACCUGCAAUUCUCAGUUUACGACUUUGAUCGGUUUUCACGUCACGAUCUCAUUGGACAAGUUGUUCUUAAAGGGCUUUUAGAAUGCACUGACCUCGAGCAAGAAAUCGAAUACACGAUGGACAUCCUUUGUGCUUUGCAGGAGAAGGUCGAUCUGGGAGAAUUGAUGUUGUCGUUGUGCUAUCUACCAACGGCAGGUCGGUUGACAUUAACCGUCGUUAAAGCCAGAAACCUGAAGGGAAUGGAUAUAACAGGCAAAUCAGAUCCCUAUGUGAAAGUCUACCUGCUAUGCCAAGGCAAAAGAAUAAAGAAGAAAAAGACAACGGUGAAGAAGAACACUCUUUACCCUAUCUACAACGAGGCACUCGUUUUCGACGUUCCCUCAGACAACAUUGAAGAUGUCAGUCUUAUAGUGAAAGUAAUUGAUUACGACAGAAUCGGGUCGAAUGAGUUGAUGGGCUGCACCGCGAUUGGAUCGAGCUUCAUUGGAAUUGGCCGUGAUCACUGGUUGGAAAUGUUAGAUAAUCCAAGAAAACCGGUGGCACAAUGGUAUCCGUUAAUGGAAACUGUAUCUGGCCAUAUUCCAGCCGUAGAUUCGGAACCGCUCCCAGUAAGCCUGAGCUGCUUAAACGGCAGAUGAAGACAAAAGGCGGAGAGUAAACACUACGGAAUCUCGCAAAUAUUGUCGGACGUCGGCUUGGACAUCGUCUCCUUCUGUCGUCAUUUAAUGCACAUCGCUUGACUGACUUAAGUACAACCUCUGUCUCAAAGGAAGGCCGGAAGGCGAAUUCUGUGCUUGUGCUUUGCAAUCUUACCUCGUGCAGCAGGCAUGAAAUAAUAAACGAUACGUAAAACCAUAAUACGAAAAAUCGAUCACUCGCGAAACAUAAGUAUGCGUUUGCUCAAUUCCGACGAUCCGAUGGCGAUCGUGAUCGGAAACGAGAUGAAUUUGCGUUUUGCUUUGUCUUUGUCGAACUUGUUGCUCCGCGAUAGUGCCGGGCUGGUCCCGCACCGUUUCAAACGCAAGGCUGUUUUGUAUUUACAUCAGUAUAUCCCCGUAGAAUCUCCCCUUAUUACACGUGAUGUUGAACAUGACGGUAGCUUAAAUGUUCUAGAUUAACCCGUGGAGGUCAGAUAAAGUAAGUUUUUACAGAAGACGAACAUAUAAGAGUGAGGAGCAUAAGGCCUUAUCCUGGAUAAAGAUAUGAGACAGACGAAUGCAGACAGAUUUAGGCGAGAGACGGAUUAUAUUAACGGCAGAGUGCAAUUGAAUACGGUAAAUGUCUUAAGGUAGUACAAAUAUAGCGUUGGAUCUAUGCAUCGUUUAUUAUUUCACGCUCGCUACCACUUCUGCGCAAAUGUUCUAUUAACGUGAUAUAUGUUUAAACAUAAUGCUCGAUGCAAACGGGCACUGUUUGUGAUAAUGUAUCUGAAACACAUACGCAUAUUGACACACACACAUAUACGUACAAGUAACACACGUGGUCCCAGAGUCCACGUAUAUCAGCGGCUGCUUCGUACACGUAUGUACGUUUGCAAUUAACGCGACUACUCAAUUGUGAACUUGAUAAUAAAUAAUAAUAUACGUCGUGUAAGUUAAUUAUUUAUAUCGUAUAAGAAAAAGGCAAAAAAUGCAGUUUUCUAAUUCGAUGAAUUAUGAAUAUAUUAUUUACGUCAUACGUGUAUGCAUUUAAGAAUAUAAUCGAAAUAAUAUUUUGGAAAUAUGAGAUUUAACUAAGAUCAGUGAGAAAACUGUUUAAUUUUUUGGUGAACUGCAUUUGGCCAAAUUCGUGAAUGUCUUUGAUAGGUCUGUGUGAAUUCUGCUUUAUUGACAUAUUUCUAAGAACACUUGUCCGGUGACGUUUACACAGAAUGUGAGAGAAUCUAAGUACCGAAGAAAUAUGGGUGUUUCUGGAAAAUGGACGAUAAAUUGAGUAUCCUCAAACGUUUUAUAAAAAAUAAAAUAGAGAUACAAUGGCAAAAUAUGUUUUUAAUUAUAUUUACGUCUUUAUUUUACUUUCUAUUAAAUUUUUUCUGCGACUUUAAGUUUCUUAAGCCCUAAGUCAGUUGCAUAAAGAAUUGGCAAUUACGCCACAAAAGUAUAAUCUAUACAUAUAUAGAAUUAUAUAUUACACAAACCGUAUAUAAUCGAAUAUAAUAUCAAAACUGAGGUGAUAUAAUACGAGUGACAUAAAAAAUGUGCCAACAAAGUAGCUAUGUAGCAAAAGUAUAGUGUUAUAUUAAUAAUAGCUAGUAUGUUCUAACCACACACAUGCUUGAUAUAGAAACUUUAGUCGGCGCUCUAUAGUAAUCCUAGAUUAUCCCCCUAUUUCGAGUCAAUAUAUUUCGAAUUUCGACUAUAUGCCUUUUUUCGCCUAUGAGUCGUAAGAAAUAUCUUUAUAAAUCUUCGAGAAUUUUUCAUUUAUUCCGUUAUUCCAGCAAUGCCCAUAAAAAAAAAAGAAAAAAAAAACUACUGUAUUUUUCGUACAAGUGGAACAUUCUACCACAGGACUGAGCUUUCUCAAAUAACUUCAUGUAAUAAGUGGAACAGUUGCUCCAUAUUGAGAGUAGUAUUUAAACGAGAAACCUGUACUUAUACAUAAAAAUGGCGACGGAAAGUAAUCUCUCCAUUAAUAUCGUUACAAAAUUAUUUAAAUUGCUCCAGAAUGCGAUUCAGAAGCUAAAGCCAAAGUAAGCUUUCAGUUUUUAUUACAUAUGCAUCAGUGAAAAAUUUAAACGUUCCCUUUUAUUCACCUCGUACGCUGGGUCGCAAACUCAUGAAUGAUAAAGUAUCGGCUUUGAAAUGUAAAUGGACUGCGUACUGGAUUAUAAAAUAUGAAUAUAUGGAUCUCUCUCGUGUGUGUUUAUCUUAUGAAUAUGAACAAGACGAAAUACAUGCAAAUAAGUGUACGUCAAAAAUUACAUUGGUAACGUAUUGUAACUGUCUAAAUCGAAGGAUGAGUACUUCGUUUAAUACUUACUCUAAUUAUGAAAGCGAUAAUUACGUACAUCGUACGUAAUUAAUUUAUGGGCAAACAUAACAAUAAUAUCGGUAUGGACGAUGUGUAUACUUUUCUAACGAGUACAUAUCUAUAUUGUAUAUUUGAGUGCACCCAGAGUGCUCCCUGUUAUGAUCGUAAAUAACAUAAAUAAAUCGGUAACAAGAAA